Molecule: messenger RNA, 2980 nt
Organism: Fomitopsis serialis
Lineage: Eukaryota; Fungi; Basidiomycota; Agaricomycetes; Polyporales; Fomitopsidaceae
Exons: 13
Coding region: 390-2957 (855 amino acids)
Molecular function (GO): O-methyltransferase activity; oxidoreductase activity
Source: RefSeq, a predicted model, not a curated record
AGGAGUCGCCGGGGCGCGCUGCGGGGGAGAAGGAGACGCCCUCGCCUAUCCAGUUUGCGCCCAACCCGCACGUGCCCUCGGGACUGGUAUCGCCUCAGACACCUACGAGCGUGCGGAGCCCAGCGUCUCAAACCGAGUACGGGGAGACGGAUUCGCCCAGGACGCCCAGGGAAAAGGAGAGGAAGCGCCCGACACCGCUGGCCCUCCUGCCUGCUCUGACGCCAACGAGGUCGCGGCCACACGAGAGCUUAGUCGGCCGCAAGGAUUGCGGGAACGACGAGCAGACAGAGAGGGAUGAUGGUCAGCAGCUCCCUACGCCUGCGUCGCUCUUUGCCGCGUCGUCACCGACGCUGACGAGCGCGCAUACACCAGGGCGCAGCUCGGGUUUUAUGUCGACGAGCGAGGUGUCGUUGUCUGCGGUUGGCAGCACGCCGCUGAGCGUAGCGCCGGGGGCUACAAAGCAGAGUGCGCCUGCGCUCGGGGCGGCUUGGGAGGAGCCCGCCUCGCAUGGACAUAACGCGACGACUAGAAAGUUGGACACGACACCGAACGCGGUGCCGACCCCCCCUCCGAGCGGGAGGGCCCAGGGAUCAGUGAGACCAGGCCUUCCAGAGCUCGAUUGGCCGAACCUGGACGAGGCGUAUUAUGUCACACAACAAGACGGGCAGCGUAUUACGGAGAGCAAGAACGCGGCUUCAGGGUCGCCGCACACGCCUGGUGGACCCCGCGCUCCGACGACUCCGAGCACAAGCACGAAGGAUGACGGAGCGGCUGCGCGCGCGAGAAGGGAGGUGGCGGAACGACUGUCUGAGAGCCCGGCGGUGCUCGCGGCGGUGCAGAGGCCGUUCUUGACCGUGUGCGAUGCGGCGAUGGGGUAUCACCUCCCUGCGUGUCUGCGCUUGCUUGAGGCGGCACAUAUACCGGAGAUAUUGCGCGAGGCGGGACCGAAGGGGAUGCAUGUCAAGGAGAUCGCGCAUAGAGUGGGCGAGAUUCGCCGGGCUGCGGGUUCGUCUGGAGAGAUCGAGAGCGGACCAUCGGGAGAGACGCAGACCGACCCUGGAGAACACGAGAGCGGAAGUGAGACCGACGUAUUCGCGAACAAUCGCGUGUCAAGCGCUAUGGAUAGUGGGAGGGACCUGUCCGAACUGAUGCACGCUCGCUGCAUACCUGACGGAUUGCUACCUACCUCCUCUAGACGAUAUACAGCCAUCAGUGCAACGACUGCCACCAAUCGAGGGGAAGUUAGCGAACAGGACGCACGUCCGACUCGCGGUUCGCAAGACUCAGUGGGGAGAGAUCGCGGUCUGGGUCGUCAGCACGCUGCUCAUGACAACCUUAGCCACGCCAGCCUUGCUGACCUUGCAUUGGGAGAUCAGCACGAAUUCGCGUCUUUGAACCGUGAAUCUGGAGAGCCAGCCGCUAUCCCGCAGUCGACGCCAGCCACUACCUUAGGUGGACGGGAGAUUGUAUCGAAGACAAGGAAACCACAGAAAGCCGCUACAAAGAAUCUGAUGCACGCGCCGUUCAAUCUUGCAUUCCGUACAAACGCACCAUACUUCGAAUGGCUCGAGACGAAGGAGAAUGCCUCUCGUCUCAAACGAUUUGGUAUAGCUAUGACAGGAACCGGAGCAUGGGAAGUUCCAGGAGCGAUUAUUGGCGGGUUUCCGUGGCAUUCGCUACCCCAAGAUUCUGUCGUGGUAGACGUAGGUGGUGGCAUUGGAUCUACCUCGCUCUUGCUUGCGCACGCGUUCCCGCAUUUGCGUUUUUUGGUGCAGGAUCGUCCGCAGGUUGCAAUCAUGGGGGAGGCUGCUUGGCAGGAUAGGAGUCCUGAGUUCCUGGAGACUGGUCGUGCCGCAUUCCAAGGACAUGAUUUCUUUGCGCCGCAGCCACCGUGGCCUUCUGUCUUGCGAGAGACGUCCAGAGGGGCGGCUAGCGGGGACAUACCUGCGGUGUUCCUCUUGCGUGUAAUCACCCACGACUGGCCGGAUCCGUAUGUCACUCGUAUCCUUCUACACCUCCGACGCGCAGCAGGCCCGGAUACAAAGUUGCUUCUCGCGGACUGGGUCUUACCCUUGGCUUGUAUCGACGAAGACCUCGAUCCAGGUUCACCUCGGGCAGAUGCGGAGAUGAAAGAGAAGAUGAAGGCUCCACCUCUCCCAGGCACUGUGCGCACGCUCGCACCCGAGGGUUCGCCAUUGCUCCCGAAUCUAGGGAAGGCAAAUGCAAAUGCUUACUGGUUGGACUUGACGAUGCGCGUGACAUUUAAUUCUCAGGAGCGUACACUCCGAGAAAUGGCUGCGCUGACGCUCACAGCCGGUUGGCGCGUUGUCCAAGUCACUAGGGCAAAUGGGACGCUCUUCGGACAUAUUAUUGCUGUGCCGACAGACAUCCCACUGGAAGCCCUUGCUUUGCUGGACGUACCAUUGCCCAGCCAGACGUCUCUUACUGGCACCGAAAAUGGUGAUACCUCUACUGAGGGAGUCAGAUCGCCAGCCAUGGGUGACACGUUCUGCUCCGCUGUCUCCCUACCUACAGAGGACGACGUCCGUAAGGGAGUUAAGGCGGGUCGGAAGGCUGCACAUAGCUGGCAGACGCGUGCCAGCGAAUGGCGUCAAAGACUAGUGAAGAAGAGCUCGGCGAUGUGGAGGGAUAGGAAGAACUCGGUCGCUCAGCGGGCACAACCACCGGUGCCUUUCGUUCGCAGUCUGGAACUGCUACCAGCAGUGGAGGUGGGCGUCCAUUCGCAUGGGAGGUCGAGUAGUGCUACCGACGGUGCAGACGUGCGAGAUCAUAUGCGGCCGGUGGCAGGAAGCGAGACCACCAGCCCUCGCAUAGAGGAUCAAACCGGGGAUAAUAGUAAGGAGAAGGACAAGAGGAAGCCGGCGGGCUUAAGGAAGGUAUUCUCGCGAGCCCAGUUAGGUGCACGGGAACGUAGAGAGCGAGUCUACGACUGCUAGCCUGACAAGACGAAUGUGUCGCC